Messenger RNA from Cyprinus carpio (common carp), 2627 nucleotides. RefSeq names its product utrophin-like (gene utrn). Gene Ontology annotation, biological process: synaptic signaling. The record is from RefSeq and is a predicted model, not a curated record. Gene Ontology annotation, cellular component: plasma membrane. Lineage: Eukaryota; Metazoa; Chordata; Actinopteri; Cypriniformes; Cyprinidae. Gene Ontology annotation, molecular function: zinc ion binding; protein binding.
GGGAGCUGGGAAGCGCUGUAACUCUUCUUUUGUUAUUCAUGAGCAAAGGAAACUUUGUGGCAGAGCUGAAACGCGCCAGGAGCGCCAAAACAGUCGAGUUGGAUAACUUCGAUAUUUCCUGGACGGAGCUGUGAGUCUCCCGUCAACACACUGAGCAGAGAUCUGGAGCAUUAGACGAGCUGCCAGCUGCCUGUUGUGAAGUGCUGAACAACAUGCCCUGAGAAGAGUCAAUGAGUCAGUAUUUACUCAAUAAAGACUCUGUGUACUGCACUGAGAGAUUCAUCACGCAAAGGGAUUUGCAGUGGGCUGUAUAUGUAAAAGAAAGCGGGACUUCUACUUUAGCGUGUCAGACGUACCCGUGACUCCUGGGAAGGAAGAUGGCUACCGUGGGCACAGUGUCAGAGGCCUCUGAGGCCGGAGACAACAGCGAAUUCACUGACAUCAUCAAAUGGAGAUCAGAUGAACAUGAUGCCGUACAGAAAAAAACCUUCACGAAGUGGAUCAACGCGCAGUUCUCCAAGACGGGGAAGGCGCCCAUCAAAGACAUGUUCUCUGACCUGAAAGACGGCAGAAAACUCCUCGAUCUCCUGGAGGGGCUGACUGGAAACACACUGACCAAAGAGCGAGGCUCUACUAGAGUUCACUCCCUCAACAACGUCAACCGCGUGCUGCAGGUCCUUCAUCAGAACAGCGUGGAUCUGGUGAAUAUUGGCGGGACUGAUAUUGUUGAUGGUAAUCAUAAGCUCACUCUAGGACUCAUCUGGAGCAUCAUACUGCACUGGCAGGUCAAGGACGUCAUGAAGGAUGUGAUGUCCAGUCUUCAGCAGACCAACAGUGAGAAGAUUUUGCUGAGCUGGGUGAGAAACUGCACCCGCAACUAUAACAACGUCAACGUGCUCAACUUCACCACCAGCUGGGCAGACGGCCUGGCCUUCAACGCCAUCCUACACCACUUCAGGCCUCAGGGGUUCAGCUGGGAGGAAGUGGUUCAUCUAUCCCCAGUGGAGAGGCUGGACCACGCUUUCACAUUCGCCAAAGAUCAACUCAACAUUGAGAGACUCCUGGAUCCAGAAGAUGUGGCGGUGCAGUUGCCGGAUAAGAAGUCCAUCAUCAUGUAUGUGACCUCACUCUUUGCCGUGUUUCCCAAUGACAUCACGAUAGAUGACAUCAGAGAGGUGGAGACGCUGCCCAGACGCUAUAUAAGGUGGAGCACGAGGAUGGACAAUGCUGGUUUGUCUGGAGAGACGGAGGAGGUGAGCAGCACACGGCCAGAGACGCCCAGCACACUGAUGGAGGUGGACAUGGAGGUCAGUCUGGACACGUAUCAGAUCACGCUGGAAGAGGUGCUCACCUGGCUGCUGUCGGCUGAAGACACGCUGCACAUGCAGGACGACGUGUCUGACGACGUGGAGGAGGUCAAAGACCAGUUCCACACACAUGAGGCGUUUAUGAUGGAAUUGACAGCCCACCAGAGCAGCGUGGGUAACGUCUUACAGGCGGGAAACCAGCUGAUCGCUCAAGGCAACCUGAGUGAGGAAGAGGAGGAUGAGAUCCGAGAACAGAUGACACUGCUCAACUCCCGCUGGGAAAACCUGCGGGUCGCCAGCAUGGACCGUCAGUCCAGACUUCAUGAAGUUCUGAUGGACCUUCAGCAACAGCAGCUCCAGCAGCUCUCUGAUUGGCUGACGCAGACGGAGGGGCGGAUCCGUAAGAUGGAGACAGAGCCAAUAGCAGGAGACAUGGAGGGAUAUCUGGCCCAGAUAGAGCAGCACAAAGUUUUGCAGAAUGAUCUGGAGCUAGAACAGGUAAAGGUGAACUCUCUCACGCACAUGGUUGUGGUCGUGGAUGAGAACAGCGGGGAGAGUGCCACUGCUGCCCUGGAGGAACAACUGCAGUCACUGGGAGAGCGCUGGGCGGCAGUGUGUCGCUGGACAGAGGAGCGCUGGAACAAACUCGAGGAAAUUCAGCUGGUGUGGCAGCGGAUGCUUGAUGACCAGAGUUUAUUUGGAUCAUGGCUUGCAGAUAAGGAGAAGGCGUUGAGCGAAGUUCAGACCAGUGAUUUUAAAGACCCUAGUGAAAUAAAUGCCAGCGUCCGCAGAUUAACCAGUCUUGAGGAGGAUAUGGCCCAGAAGCGGAGGGCCCUGAGUGCUCUGUCAGAUGCUGGACAGGAUGUGAUGGUGCUGUUAAACAGUCCAGCCGCAUCACAGAGGAAUGAAGCAGCCACAGACCUACUGACCCAACGCUGGGACAACCUGGUCCAAAAACUAGAGGACUGCUCCAGCCAAGUAACUGAAGCGGUGUCCGUGACUGGGAUGCCCCGGGUACAGGAGAAUGUUUUCAUGGAGACAGUCACAACAGUGACAACACAGAUGGAGCAAACCUUCACCAGCAGCAAACGAGAGCUACCGCCACCUGCCCCACCAAAAAGACGACAUCUUGAUACAGACGGCGAGCUCAGGAGACUAGCUGAAACUGAUGUUCCCAAGCUUUUGUCUCAGCUGGCUGCAUGGAAGUCAUCUGCCCGAGCUGCUGAGGACACCCCCGUCCUGAAGGAAAAAAUUUAUUAUAACAGUAACAUUUACCUCCUAUAUUUGGUCUGCUUAAUAUAUUUGGUCCCAUAUCUGUAG